AUGGAUCAUUCAAGAUUGCUUAUGGUCAUUUUAUUGUGUACACUGGGACUUUCGUUGGUAGAGGUCGCGAGUUCUACCCCCCUGGAGACUCGUUCAAGAUGGAUAGUGGACGAAGCUACUGGGCGGAGAGUAAAGCUGGCGUGCGUGAACUGGGCGGCCCACCUGGAGCUAAUGGUGGCGGAGGGGCUGAGCCACCAGUCUUUGUCCUCCAUUGCCAACGCCAUCCCCUCUCUCGGCUUCAAUUGCGUCCGCCUCACCUGGGCCACCGCCAUGAUAACGAAGCAGAGCCUCACGGUGGCGCAAUCCUUUCAGUCUCUCAACCUCCGCUCGGCGGCCGCCAGAGUAGAAGCGCACAACCCGGGCUUCUUGCAGCUGACUGUGGCGCAGGCAUAUGCUAGAGUGGUGGCAGCACUUGGAGCCGCGGGGCUGAUGGUGGUGCUAGACAACCACGUCAGCAAGGCGCAAUGGUGCUGUGGUCCCACCGACGGAAACGGAUUCUUCGGUGACAAAUACUUCAACCCAAGUGAGUGGCUCCAUGGCCUCAUGGCCAUGGCCACCACUUUCAACGACACGCCACAUGUGGUGGCCAUGUCGUUGCGCAAUGAGCUGCGCGGCCCGACCUCGAGUGCUGCCGAGUGGCUCCACUUCAUGCAUCGUGGAGCCACUGCCGUGCACAUCGCCAACCCCAAAGUCAUUGUUAUUCUCUCGGGGUUGAGCUACGACUCCGACCUGAGCUUCUUAGCCCCCGGUCGCAUGCCGCUGCCCUUUGUAAACAAGAUUGCCUACGAAGUACACUGGUAUGCCUUUACUAGUGGAAUUAAGUGGUCGAGUGGGCGGACCAACCAGCUGUGUGGGUCUUUGGUGGCAGGGAUUAACAAGCGGGCAGCUUUUCUGGCGACCUCUGCUCCUCUGUUUAUAAGCGAGUUUGGCAUUGAUGAGAGGGGAAUUAAUGAGAAUGAUAACAGGUAUUUGAACUGCUUUCUGGCUUAUGCAGCCGAGUGGGACUUCGAUUGGGCUCUUUGGACUUUGCAGGGAAGUUAUUAUAUUCGCAACCAGCAGCCUGGGUUCGAGGAGACUUAUGGAGUUUUUAACUCUCGUUGGGAUGGAUUGAGGAAUGCUCAUUUUCUCUCCCUCCUUCACCCUAUCCAGACCCCAAUCCAGGAUCCAAGUUUCUCUUCAGGUCUGCUUUACGAGAUAAUCUAUCAUCCUGCAAGUGGCCUGUGCCUUGUGGCCACAACUAAGAAUGAGGUUGUUAUGGGCUCUUGCAAUGGGAGUAGCAGAUGGAGCUACAAUAUUAGGGCUGGUGGCUUCAUUGGAGUUGUGGGGACUUCUGCAUGUAUUGGAAUUCAAGGGGAUGGACUGCCUGUGGUGUUAAAUGACCGCCUUCACUGCCCACUUUGGAGUGUGGUGUCGAGUUCGAAUCUGCAGAUUGGUACAAUGGAUAGCAGUGGAAAGAUGGUGUGCUUGGAUGGAAGCUCCAGCCCCUUGGUUGUUGCUCGGGAUUGCAUAUGUCUUGUGGUUUCUCAAUGCUCCAUACGAGACAAUCCUGAGGGUCAAUGGUUUAAGGUUAUUAGCACUAGCAAAAAUUUGGCUUGAGAUUAACACAAGAGCAGCUUGAGAGAAAUUUAGAAAAAGCCAAUAAACGAAUACAAGGAACAUAUGACUAAUAGGUUUAUGACGUCUAACAUGAAAA
This is a messenger RNA of Cryptomeria japonica (Japanese cedar), 1693 nucleotides long. Its product is annotated as glycosyl hydrolase 5 family protein. Bases 1 to 1596 code for a protein of 531 amino acids. Gene Ontology annotation, molecular function: hydrolase activity, hydrolyzing O-glycosyl compounds. The record is from RefSeq and is a predicted model, not a curated record. Lineage: Eukaryota; Viridiplantae; Streptophyta; Pinopsida; Cupressales; Cupressaceae. The transcript has 3 exons.